AUCCUUUUGGUUUUUUCCUUUUUUUUCUUUUCUUUUUUUUCGCAUCGCCCUUCAUCCUACCGUAAGUAAAUACAUAUACAUAUAUACACGCGUGCACGAGAGUAUGGCAUCUAGGGUAUAUUGAUGGAAUGUGUAUUUCUGAUUAGACACAAAACAAACUAGGUGCUAUAUAGUAUGUGUGUAUGCCAUACAACAACAAUAAUCGUAGAGUAAACAGCCAACUUGCUACUACAAAUGCUCGUACAGUGUCUUAUGGUCAAGGUGGAUUGAAUGAACGGUAAGCUCAACCAUGGCCACAGACUAUGGAUGUCUCAUCAAGUUUCAACAGCUUUAGUCAAUUGGCUCAAAAGACGCCUCAAAGAACUAUCACGAAUAUCAACAACAACAAUAGUAAAGGCCAAGGAGCUGCGUCUGGUAGUGUCUUUAGUCGUCUUCGUGGUGCUAAAGUAAACCGUACCAACAAUAAUAUCCAAAACCGUCUUGGUAAGACAGUAGGUGGUGGUAUCAACAAAAAGAAGGCAAACGUUGAGCAAAAGAAAUCGCGUGUUCAAGUCACGAAUAAAAAGCAACCAGCAAAGAAACAGAUGCCAAAGACGCAAAAGAAAAAGAAGCCAGUUACAGCUGAAGAUUUAGAUAGAGCUAUGGAUUCUUAUAUGAUGAAGGACCCCAAGACUGCACAGGCUAAACUUGACGCUGAAUUAACUUCUUAUAUGGAUGAAGCAGGUGAUAUUUUAAUGGAAGACAAUUUAUAAUCCAUGGCUUUAUCACUCUAUUUUUUUUUUUUUAUCUUCUAUUUAUUACCAUUCUUAAAAAUAAUAAAAAGCAACAAC
Messenger RNA from Gilbertella persicaria, 830 nucleotides. RefSeq lists its product as uncharacterized. The transcript is spliced from 2 exons. NCBI's taxonomy places the organism in Eukaryota, Fungi, Mucoromycota, Mucoromycetes, Mucorales, Choanephoraceae. The record is from RefSeq and is a predicted model, not a curated record. The coding region runs from base 303 to 752 and encodes 149 amino acids.